CGAGAAAUUUAUAUAUAAAAUAAACACGUAUUUGACUUUUCUGUUUAAAUUCGAAAAAGAAUUCCUACUAUAAAUGGUUGGUCUUCGGCUGCUCAUUUUCCCAACAAUUCAAGGCAACAACUUCAAAGUUGUAAACAUAGGGCUAAUCGGCUAGAUAACAAGCAGCAGCCGCAGCUGGGACAUUAAUACACCAAUAAGCAUAAAUAGUUUUACAGCAAGUAGAGAUCGAUCGAUCGAGAUGGGGCGAGCUCCAUGCUGUGACAAAGCGAACGUGAAGAAAGGUCCAUGGUCACCUGAAGAAGAUGCCAAGCUCAAGGCUUAUAUCGACACGUAUGGAACCGGCAACAACUGGAUUGCUCUUCCCCAGAAAAUAGGAUUGAAGAGAUGUGGGAAGAGCUGUAGAUUAAGAUGGUUAAAUUACUUGAGGCCCAACAUCAAGCAUGGAGGAUUCUCUGAAGAAGAAGACAACAUCAUAUGCAGCCUCUAUAUUAGUAUUGGCAGCAGGUGGUCUAUUAUUGCUGCUCAAUUGCCCGGAAGAACUGAUAAUGAUAUUAAAAACUACUGGAACACUAGACUCAAGAAAAAGUUGCUGGGAAGGCGCAAAAAUUCCCAUAUCAAUCCUCUUUCUGCAUCUACGAGUCAGGAUCCGAAAGAUGCAGAUGGUGUAGAAGAUAAUUCCUUAAGCAACUCUGCCAUGGAAAGGCUUCAACUCCACAUGCAGCUUCAGAACCUUCAAAACCCUACUUCCCUGUUUAGCAGUCCUGCAGUGUGGCCCAAGCUGAACCCUCUUCAGGAGAAGAUGAUCCAAACUCUCCACUCAUUCAAUGAAAACUCAAACCCUUUGGUUCAACCUAUGAUUCCUCAGCCUGGCCAAAUUCAAAAUGCUCAACUCUGUGCACCAAAAAUGGAUGAUGAUUUGGGGAAUAAUUCCAUCCCUAAUGCAAGCUUCACUAAUAUUCCACACUCAUAUGUUAACGUUGCCCCCAAAUUAGAUGCACAGCAGUCUAACAUGGGCACGGAUUCGACGUUCCAAAGUGAUCUUGAUGUGUUUCUCAAUAACAGUCACAACAAUGCAGGGGGAAUGGGGGAGUUUGAUUGUUUCAAGGCAAUGGAAGGUUCUAAAGAUAGCAUGAUUUGGUGGCCUAAUGAUCAGUUUGACACGAAUUCCGCAUCUUCCAGUUCUUGGGACUCUACUCCGGCUCUUCAUCAUCAGUCGGAACAUCAAGUGUACAAAGACUUUGCUUCGGGAUACAAUAUGCAGCAGUGAAUUACACAUGACCAUCAAGACGAAGCACUGAAGCAGUAAGGAUCUCCCGAUAAAACUUUGUUUCAUGGCCAUAAGGGAGAAGGAAGUUCAAAUUUAAUGUAGACUUGUUAAUAACUCGGGCUUGGUAUAUUAUUUAUUUGAAUAAUGCAUGUUGUUUCAAACUUAUAAUUCUGUAUUUCUACAA
Molecule: messenger RNA, 1451 nt
Organism: Daucus carota subsp. sativus
Lineage: Eukaryota; Viridiplantae; Streptophyta; Magnoliopsida; Apiales; Apiaceae
Product: transcription factor MYB36
Exons: 3
Coding region: 239-1267 (342 amino acids)
Source: RefSeq, a predicted model, not a curated record